UCCCGCCAUCAGCCGCCCUCCCUGCCUGGGGGGGAGCCAGCGGCUCUGCCUCUCUCCGGGUCCAGCGGCCCUCCCUGCGCUGCCCCCCCGUCCGGCUCCUCCCCCUCGGCGCGGACUCGGGGCUUCCGGCAGGCCGGUCGGGGGGCUCGGGACUCGCGGACGCAGAACUUGUCCACUGAAGGAAGCUCUAUUUUUUACUUUUUAAUUUGUCCAGAAGUGAUUUAUUUUUAAAGAAAGUAUGUCUCCUCUGAAGAUACAUGGUCCUAUCAGAAUUCGAAGUAUGCAGACUGGUAUAACGAAAUGGAAAGAAGGGUCCUUUGAAAUUGUGGAAAAAGAAAAUAAAAUCAGCUUAGUCGUUCACUACAAUACUGGAGGAAUUCCAAGGAUAUUUCAGCUAAGUCAUAACAUUAAAAAUGUGGUGCUCCGACCCAGUGGAGCAAAGCAGAGCCGCCUGAUGCUGACGCUGCAGGAUAACAGCUUUUUGUCUAUUGACAAAGUGCCGAGCAAGGAUGCUGAGGAAAUGAGAUUGUUUCUAGACGCCGUCCAUCAGAACAGACUCCAUGGAGCAAUGAAAUCUCAGGGAUCUGGUAGUUUUGGAGCGAUUCUGGGUAGCAGGACUUCACAGAAAGAAACCAACAGGCAGCUUUCCUACUCAGAUAAUCAGGCCUCUUCAAAAAGAGGAAGCUUGGAAACUAAAGAUGAUUCUCCGUUUCGGAAAGUGCUUGGGAACCCAGGUAGAGGGUCCAUCAAGACUGCGGCAGGGAGUGGAAUAACUGUCCCCAGGACGGUCCCCUCGUUGCCUUCUUUGACAUCUACGUCAACACCUCUUAGGUCGGGGAUUUUGGAAAACAGGACCGAAAAGAGGAAAAGAGUGCUAUCUUCUGGCUCAGAGUUGAACGAAGAUUACCCUAAGGAAAAUGAUUCAUCAUCGAACAAUAAAGCUAUGACAGAUUCCUCAAGAAAAUAUCUAACCAGCAGCAGAGAGAAACAGUUGAGUUUGAAACAGUCAGAAGAGAAUAGAACAUCAGGGCUUUUACCUUUGCAGUCAUCAUCCUUCUAUGGCAGCAGGGUAGGAUCCAAGGACUACUCUUCCGGCAGCUCUACCCUAGACAGGACUAACGUUUCCAGCCAAACUCCCUCGGCCAAAAGAAGUUUGGGGUUUCUUCCUCAGCCGUCUCCGCUCUCUGUGAAGAAGCUGCGGUGUAACCAGGAUUACACUGGCUGGAACAAACCCAGAGUACCCCUUUCUUCUCACCAACAGCAACAACUACAGGGCUUCUCCAAUUUGGGAAAUACCUGCUAUAUGAAUGCUAUUUUACAGUCUCUGUUUUCGCUGCAGUCAUUUGCAAAUGACUUGCUUAAACAAGGUAUCCCAUGGAAGAAGAUUCCACUCAAUGCACUUAUCAGACGCUUUGCACACUUGCUUGUUAAAAAAGAUAUCUGUAAUUCAGAGACCAAAAAAGAUUUACUCAAGAAAGUUAAAAAUGCCAUUUCAGCUACAGCAGAGAGAUUCUCUGGUUAUAUGCAGAAUGAUGCUCAUGAAUUUUUAAGUCAGUGCUUAGAUCAGCUAAAAGAGGAUAUGGAAAAAUUGAAUAAAACUUGGAAGACUGAAUCUAUCCCUGGUGAAGAAAAUUCUCCAGAUGUUUCAGCCACCAGAGUGUAUACGUGCCCUGUUAUUACCAAUUUGGAAUUUGAGGUUCAGCAUUCCAUUAUCUGCAAAGCUUGUGGAGAAAUUAUUCCCAAAAGAGAACAGUUUAAUGACCUCUCCAUAGAUCUUCCUCGAAAGAAAAAACCACUUCCUCCUCGUUCCAUUCAAGAUUCCCUUGAUCUUUUCUUUAGGGCAGAGGAGCUUGAGUAUUCCUGUGAGAAGUGUGGUGGGAAAUGUGCUCUCGUUAGGCACAAAUUCAACAGGUUACCCAGGAUCCUUAUUCUUCAUUUGAAGCGAUACAGUUUCAACGUCGCCCUCUCACUUAACAACAAGGUCGGGCAACAAGUCAUCAUUCCCAGAUACCUGACCCUGUCGUCCCAUUGCACUGAAAACACAAAACCACCCUGCACGCUCAGUGGGAGCACACACACCACAGUUUCUAGACCAUUGAAAGCCUCUCAAAUGGUGAAUUCCUGCGUCACCAGCCCUUCUACACCUUCAAAGAAUUUUACCUUUAAAUCCAAGAACUCCUUGGCUUUAUGCCUUGAUUCGGAUGGUGAAGAUGAGCUUAAACGUUCUGUGGCCCUGAGCCAGCGACUUGGUGAAAUAACAGGUAGUGAACAACUGCAGGAAGACCUGGAGAAAGAUUCCAAAUUCUGCAGAACAGAGCCUGGGAAGGCUGAGCUGGAGACCCCAGGGUUGGAAGGGAUGAGUGAGGAAGAGCUUCUAGCCGCCGUGUUAGAGAUCAGUAAACGAGAAACUUCACCGUCUCUGAGUCACGACGAUGACGACAAACCAACCAGCAGCCCCGACACUGGAUUCGCAGAAGAUGAUAUUCAAGAAAUGCCCGAAAAUCCAGACUCUGUGGAACCCGAGAAACCCAGAACGGCUGCAGAGCUGGAUCCUGCCGGUUUUACUGAGAUCACCAAAGACUGUGAUGAGAAUAAAGAGAACAAGACUCCGGAAGGCUCUCAGGGAGAGGUCGAUUGGCUUCAGCAGUACGACAUGGAGCGUGAGCGAGAAGAACAAGAGCUGCAGCAGGCGUUGGCCCAGAGCCUCCAGGAGCAAGAAGCGUGGGAACAGAAAGAAGACGAUGACCUCAAAAGAGCGACAGAGUUAAGUCUUCAAGAGUUCAACAGCUCUCUGCUGGAUUCCCUGGGCUCCGACGAGGACUCUGGAAACGAGGAUGUCUUGGAGAUGGAGUACACGGAAGCCGAAGCAGAGGAACUCAAGAGAAACGCUGAGACAGGAAAUCUUCCUCAUUCUUACCGGCUCAUCAGCGUCGUCAGUCACAUCGGAAGCACUUCUUCUUCAGGCCAUUACAUUAGUGAUGUGUAUGACAUAAAGAAGCAGGCGUGGUUCACUUACAAUGAUCUGGAGGUGUCGAAAAUCCAAGAGUCUUCUGUGCAGACUGAUCGGGAUCGAAGCGGUUACAUCUUCUUCUACAUGCACAAGGAGAUCUUUGACGAGCUGCUGGAAACAGAAAAGAACUCUCUGGCAGUGAACGCCGAGGUGGGGAAGAGCGCGCGGCAGGCCUCCUGAGGCCCGCAGGGAUGCCCCGUGCGUCUGCACGUCUCGGACUGCCCCGCCUCGCCUGCCUUCCGCCCGAGGACAUGGGCCUCCGCUCGAGACCGGAGCAACACACAGCUCAGGGCCGCCCAAACGACGAGGGUGCGGGGAUGCAGUGUGCUCCACACUACCUGCUCCAUGGAAGCUUGGGUCUCACGUCGGUCACUGAUGAUCCUCCCUUUCUCCUACACAAGCGGCACUUCCUUUUUGUCUUGGGAGUACCUGUUGUAAAUAUAUAUAUAUAUAUAUAUAUAUAUAUACAUA
This is a messenger RNA of Sorex fumeus (smoky shrew), 3481 nucleotides long. RefSeq names its product ubiquitin specific peptidase 37 (gene USP37). Gene Ontology annotation, molecular function: cysteine-type deubiquitinase activity. Gene Ontology annotation, biological process: protein deubiquitination. Lineage: Eukaryota; Metazoa; Chordata; Mammalia; Eulipotyphla; Soricidae. The record is from RefSeq and is a predicted model, not a curated record. The transcript is spliced from 24 exons. The coding region runs from base 239 to 3190 and encodes 983 amino acids.